GGGAGCGGUGACCUUUGGCGCUGCGGACGCGGCAGGACAGGACAGGGCCGGACACAGAGUGUGCAUCUUGUCCUCCUCCCCUUGGCCUCUACAUCUACCAACCUUCUACCUCCUCCAAUCCAUCAACUUCCUCCCAACCCUCUACCUUCUCCCAUCUAUCUGCUUCUUCCUCCUUGCCUCUUCCUCCACUCCUGCCAUCCCUCUCACUCUUAAAUGCUAAUGGAGCGCCCAGGAGUGGCGUAGUUUGUAGCAGGCCGGCCGAGUUAGUUCAUGAUGCCCACGGGGUUAUUGCAGCUACAUGUCCCAGUGGCAGAUUUGGGUGCAUUCACAACCUCUCUCACUUUCACGGGGACAUCCCGAAACAUUUGUAGCUGUUCACCACUCGAUUCGACCGAUUUCCUUUGUAUAAUUUAGAUAGCCAGGAGGCAAAUGAAUCAAUGCACUGCUCACCGAUGCUGUGUCUUUUGACCAUUAACUACGUGCCCAAUGAAUUCCGUCUCGCCUUCUGCCGUUCAGUACAUCCAGAGCCAGGAAGAUUUGACUCCCUCGGAUUCUAAGAGGCGACUGCACCCAGCAGCCAGUGAGCAAGAGAACAACUGGAAUGGCCAAUAUAAUUUGCCAGAGAAACCCCAACCCAACGAACCAGAUGAAGUGGACAAGAUUAAAGCUAAGUUUAUGACGGCAUGGAACAAUGUCAAAUAUGGCUGGGUGGUGAAAGGAAGAACAAAUUUCAGCAAAACUUCCCCAAUUUUUCUGCUGGGACGGUGCUACCAGUUUGAGUCAGAAGCUGAUUCGCCACCAAGUCCAGAAUCUGUUCACGAGGCAAGAGACAACCAAAAUGCUCCGUCUCCCGUAGUCGAGCUGUUCAGGAAAGACUUUGGCUCUCGAAUCUGGUUGACGUACCGUCGUGAAUUUCCGCCGCUGGAGGGUUCAAUUUGGACGACGGAUUGUGGCUGGGGAUGCAUGUUACGCAGCGGACAGAUGCUGCUCGCCCAAGGACUGCUUGUCCAUCUGCUCUCUCGAAACUGGACCUGGCCCGAUGUGUUACUCUCUGUAGAGUCAGAGGCCGAAACCAGAUCGCCAUCCAGGUCGAACAUCACAAACUGGUCAGCUUUCUCCGAAGUCCUCGGCUCGCAAUUGGACAGAAGUAGAAGCCUCCAUGCCCAAGGCUCCGCUGUCCCACAAGCGCGUGCACGGACAUUGAGACGGGCCAAUGCUGACCCCAGAAUGGACAAAGAGGAAAUGGAGCAUCGAAAAAUCAUUUCCUGGUUUGGUGACUACCCCAAGGCCCCAUUUGGAGUACAUCAGCUUGUAGAAUACGGAAAGAGUUCUGGGAAGAAGGCCGGAGACUGGUAUGGCCCAUCCAUUGUAGCGCAUAUAAUCAAAAAAGCAGUGGAGCAAGCUGACGACUCUGAAUCGCUGGGCAUUGCUGUCUAUGUAGCACAGGAUUGCACAGUGUACAAAGGUGAUGUGGUGAAUCUCUGUGAGAUACAACUGAAGGGUAGAAAAGUUCCUGGUUUGGAUUGGAAGUCUGUAAUUAUCCUGGUGCCUGUUCGACUUGGAGGUGAAAGUCUCAACCCAGUGUACAUGCAAUGUGUAAAGGAAAUCCUGAAGCUUGAAUGUUGCCUUGGAAUCAUUGGUGGGAAACCAAAGCACUCGCUUUACUUCAUUGGAUUUCAAGAUGAUUUCCUGCUGUAUUUGGACCCUCACUACUGCCAGCCGGUUGUGGAUGUAACUAAAUACAACUUCCUGCUGGAGUCAUUUCACUGCAUCUCUCCAAGAAAGCUGUCCUUCAGUAAGAUGGAUCCCAGCUGUACCAUCGGAUUCUAUGCCAAGACGAGGGAGGAUUUUGAAAAUUUGUGUGAAAAUGUUUCAAAGGUGUUUGGUUCCUCGUCUUUGAGAGAGAAGUACCCUAUUUUCACCUUUGCAGAGGGCUGUGCUCAGGAUUACGGUCUGGAUGAACUCUGCACUCGCAAACCGGAUACUACUGUGCAAAUCUCCAAGUCUGAAAGACCAGGGAAGUCAAAGCAGAACAGCACUGACGAGUUUGUUUUCCUCUAACGAACAAUGGACUUGCAACUAAAUAUCUGUGCCUGCUGCCUUUCAGCAGGGAACAAACUUGGGAACCUCUCUGAAUGUUCUGAUAUUUAUAUUCUGUUGUCUUUCCAUAAUGACUUGGAGUCACGGCAAUCAUCAACCUUUCUGGGUAACUUUUACUCCGACACUCGUAUAACUCUUCCUAAGAA
Messenger RNA from Amblyraja radiata (thorny skate), 2246 nucleotides. It is a transcript of the gene atg4da, whose product is annotated as autophagy related 4D, cysteine peptidase a. NCBI's taxonomy places the organism in Eukaryota, Metazoa, Chordata, Chondrichthyes, Rajiformes, Rajidae. The record is from RefSeq and is a predicted model, not a curated record. Gene Ontology annotation, biological process: protein processing; C-terminal protein lipidation; aggrephagy. The transcript is spliced from 11 exons. Gene Ontology annotation, molecular function: protein-phosphatidylethanolamide deconjugating activity; cysteine-type endopeptidase activity. Gene Ontology annotation, cellular component: cytoplasm. Bases 487 to 2061 code for a protein of 524 amino acids.